Molecule: messenger RNA, 1681 nt
Organism: Brachypodium distachyon (stiff brome)
Lineage: Eukaryota; Viridiplantae; Streptophyta; Magnoliopsida; Poales; Poaceae
Product: probable amino acid permease 7
Exons: 4
Coding region: 95-1540 (481 amino acids)
Cellular component (GO): plasma membrane
Source: RefSeq, a predicted model, not a curated record
GCUGAGCUACCUACUACUACUAGUCCAAUGUACUGUACUUGCAAGCUCUCCUUCACAUCUCGAGAAGCAGCUAGCUAGCUUGCCAACAACAACAAUGGCGCCGGCGGACCGCAGCAGCCUGGAGCUGGCGGCCGCGGGGGCCGGCCCGGAGCCCGACGACGACGGCCGGGGCCCUCGUACGGGGAACCUAUGGACGUGCGUGGCGCACGUCAUCACGGGGGUGAUCGGGGUGGGCGUGCUGGCGCUGUCCUGGAGCGUGGCGCAGCUGGGCUGGGUGGCCGGCCCAAUCGCCAUGCUCUGCUUCGCCGCCGUCACCUACGUCUCCGCGCUCCUCCUCUCCCACUGCUACAGGUCCCCCGCCGGCGCCGGCGCCGAUGACGAAGAAGACCACAAGGAGGCGGCGCAGAGGAACUACACCUACAUGGACGCCGUCGGGGCACAUCUUGGAAACAAGAAGCAGUACACCUGGGUCUGCGGCUUCCUGCAGUACCUCAACCUCUACGGCACCGCCGUCGCCUACACCAUCACCACGGCCACAUGCCUCAGCGCGAUCAAGAAGGCGAAUUGUUACCAUGGCCGAGGCCGCGGCGCCCCCUGCGGCUCCGAUGGAGGAGAGCUGCAUCUGUUCAUGCUGCUCUUCGGAGCGGCGCAGGUGGUUCUGUCCUUCAUACCGAACUUCCACAGCAUGGCCUGGCUCUCCUUCGUCGCCGCCGCCAUGUCCUUCACCUACGCCUCCAUCGGCAUCGGCCUCGGCCUCUCUAAAACCAUAGGUAAUGGGACGAUCAGAGGCAGCAUUGCCGGCGUCCCAAUGUCCACCCCCGCGGAGAAAGUCUGGAGAAUUGCACAAGCGAUCGGCGACAUCGCGUUCUCCUACCCGUACACCAUAGUCCUCCUGGAGAUACAGGACACGCUGCGACCAACACCACCGGAAGGCGAGACGAUGAGGAAAGGGAACGCCAUCGCCGUGGGCAUCGUCACCUUCUUCUACCUCUCCGUCGGGUGCUUGGGGUACGCGGCCUUCGGCGACGCUGUGCCGGGCAACCUGCUCACCGGAUUCGGCUUCUACGAGCCCUUCUGGCUCGUCGACUUCGCCAACGCCUGCAUCAUCAUCCACCUCCUCGGUGGCUACCAGAUGUUCAGCCAGCAGAUAUUCACGUUCGCCGACAGACGCUUCGCGGCGAGGUUCCCUGACAAUGCAUUCGUGAACAAGGUAUACUACCUGAGGAUCGUGCCAGGGCUGCCGGCGUACGGGCUGAACCUGCAGCGGGUGUGCUUCAGGACGGCGUACGUGGCGAGCACGACGGGGCUUGCAGUGGUGUUCCCUUACUUCAACGAGGUGCUGGGCUUGCUGGGCGCGCUCAUCUUCUGGCCGCUCGUCAUCUACCUCCCCGUCAAGAUGUACUGCGUGCAGAAGGGGGUCAGGGCUUGGACGCCCUUGUGGGUUGUGUUGCAGGCGUUCAGCGGCGUGUGUUUUGCCGUAGGCACGUUCGCGUUUGUUGGGUCCUUGGAGGGUGUUAUCAGAAAGAGGCUAGCAGGUUAGCUAGACCCAAAGUUUGACAGUACUGGUAGUUGCAGACAAAGAGUUUCUAUACAGUACACACUUGCUUGGUUGUGCUCCUCGGUGUUUGGCGUGUUGCCGCUCAAAAACAGAAACUACAACCAUAUACAAAAGCUGACACAA